ACUGCUCAAUCAAUAAUGAUCACUUCACCACCUCACAUUAAGGGAUCAUUUAUUAACUGCAAACCAGUUACAUAGUAUUUCUAAUUCUGCAUUAACAAUUUUAACAAGAUCACCAAGAUUAUGAUGGGAGCAGAGAAUGGUGAAACAAAAUGAAUUUGAACAUGUCUGAGGUGUUGAUAAUGUCAUUAAUAUAAAUCAGAAACAGUUUUGGACCUAAGAUUGACCCUUGAGGGACUCCACAUGUUAUAGGAAGAUUGUUUGAUUUUGCCUCGUCUAUAUCCACAUAUUGUAGCCUAUUUAUCAGAUAACUCUUGACCCAUUCUUUGGCUUGACCCCUUAUGCCAUAAUGUUCUAAUGUGUGUAGCAGUAUGGUUCACAGUAUCAAAAGCCUUUUUAAGGUCAAUGAAUAUACCAGCUGUAAUCAUUUUUUUUCUCAAUGUUGUUGGUAAUUUCUUCAACCAAAAUUGUGGUAGUAAAGAAAUGGGUCUAUAAUUAUUAAAACUUGAUUUAUCACCAGAUUUCGCGAUUUUGAUUUCAUUGGGAAAAAUACCUUGUUGGAACGAUUUAUUGCAAAUAUUUACUAGGGGGGCUACAAUGUUUUGGUGCAACUUGUUUAACAAUAUUCAGACUAAGUCCUAAAUAAUCUUUGGACGUUUACUGUGUCGAGUAUUAACAAUAUCAAGCAGUUCAUUUUCUGUAAUUGGGUUCAGGAACAUACUCUGUUGGUUGCAAUUUUUCAGAAAAUCAUCCACUUUAGAUGAAGCUGGGCUGAUGUCACUCGCCAGGUUGGAGCCAAUUUCAGUUAUUUUCCGCAAAUUGUGAAUAUUGGCAGGAGACAUCAGUGAUGAGGGCCCCAUGUUCCGUUUCAAGGACACAAACCUAAGAGACCACCAGGUGAAAAGAGGAAGAUCUGGGAGCAAAUUAUGGCGGGAGCUGAGAAGGCGAUCAUGUCAGGACUUGACGUCACAACUAAACGUGAAUUUGCACGUCUUGCAGAAUUCCUCAAAAGUAAAAGCAAGAGGAUCAACUCUGAAUCUCCCUCAGUUUACAAACUGCCUCUGACAGAAGAAGAUCUGAACAUCGAUAGAUGCCGGAGGUACAACUUUGGCAAAGAAAGCAUGAGGCAAAAUCUCACAAUAAUACUUCUCGGAGCAACUGGAUCUGGAAAGUCCACUCUGAUCAAUGGACUCAUCAACUACAUCGUUGGUGUAGAGUGGAAGGACGAUUUCAGAUUCAAGUUAGUUGUCGAGGAUCAGUCGAGAUCUCAAGCUGAGAGCCAGACCUCUGAAGUCACUGUGUACAAAAUCAACCACCAAGAGGGCUUUAAAAUCCCUUUCUCUCUGACCAUUGUUGAUACUCCAGGCUUUGGAGGUACGAGAGGAAUAGAAAGAGACAAGGAGAUCACAGAACAAAUCAGGAGGCUUUUCACUUCUGCGAAUGGAGUCAGUGAGAUUGAUGCGGUGUGUUUUGUCACCCAGGCCUCUCUUGCCCGACUAACAGCCACACAACGAUAUGUGUUUGACUCUGUGCUCUCCAUCUUUGGCAAAGACGUGGCAGAGAAUAUCCAGAUGCUGGUCACCUUUGCAGAUGGCAAGCAGCCACCUGUUCUUGAGACAAUAAAGAAGUCUGGGAUUCCAUGUCCAAAAGAUUACCUAGGUCUUCCAGUUCACUUCACAUUCAACAACUCAGCGUUGUUUGCAGACAACAGAAGCAGCAGUGAUCGGGCCUGUGAGGAGAAUUCUGAUGAGGAAGAUGAGGAUUGAUGAUGACUUUGACGAAAUGUUUUGGAAGAUGGGCAUCAAAAGUAUGGAGAAGUUCUUCAAUGCUUUGGCUAAAAUGACAACCAAAAGCUUGCGCAUGACCCAAGGGUUCUAAGAGAACAGAGGCCGCAACCGCAAGUUAAAGCUAGAUUAGCAAAAACUUGAACACAAACAAAAAAAUGAAAAGCAAGAUCAUCUCAAAAGUAGCCAAACAGCCAAAUCGCUCACAAACAGAGGAGAACCGGCCCCAAGAAGAUAAAAAUAAAGCAAAUAAAAUGUGUGCAAUACUGUGAGGUUGUUGAAAAACGUGUUGGCUGGAUGUAAAAUGGGUUAAAAGUUGAGCUGUGGUAUGACCCAUUAGUACAUUACAAUCGAUGUGCACAUUUUGUGUUGUUAUGAUCCUAACAAUGGUAAAGUGCAUUUUGCCCAGCUUUAGUUUUUGCACCAAUAACUGCAUUAUGGAAAACUGCUUCUUAUCGGACACACACAGUCAUUGGUUGACCUCUGUCCGCUCGAGUAUAUGCCUAUAACGGUUACCACUCACUUUUGUUCUCUUGUUUUUAUUAAUCAAUUAUUAAGAUGUUUCAAUGUAUAAUACAUUUUGAUUAUAUGCCAAACAUUUAUGUUUCAAGGUUUUGGACUUCCACAGUUAUGUAACUUGUCUUGAAGAUGUUUGCGGCAACACAAAUGCUGUCUUGAUUAUUAAAUUGAAGGUUUUAUUUGUCUUCAGUUAAAGUUCCUGUUCUUCCUGAUCAAAGGACAGACGUUGCAGCUUCAUGCAGUUUGUGGAGAUUCAACUUGUUGAUCUUAAUGUGAUGCAUUUACUGUAUUUCUCUUCUUUCUUUGCUUAUUGUUGAACAUAUAAUACAAAAAGACAGUAAAUAAUUGAAUAUAAAUGUGACCUAAAGUCUAACAACAGUCAGCAGUGCUUGAUUACUAAAUGUAAUGUGAUUGAGGUGUGAUAAUAAAAGAUGUUGUUGGAUAA
This is a messenger RNA of Gymnodraco acuticeps, 2745 nucleotides long. RefSeq names its product translocase of chloroplast 34 homolog, chloroplastic-like. The record is from RefSeq and is a predicted model, not a curated record. Gene Ontology annotation, molecular function: GTP binding. NCBI's taxonomy places the organism in Eukaryota, Metazoa, Chordata, Actinopteri, Perciformes, Bathydraconidae. Bases 924 to 1763 code for a protein of 279 amino acids. The transcript has 3 exons.